AUGGCCCAAAAACCGGUCGAAAAUAACAAGGACCCAAAACAAUGGUCGGAUGGGAAAAUCAAAAGUGAAGAUGGGAAAUGCCCUCUGGAAAAUUGUUCAAAUGGUUCUUCAAUUGAUCCAAAAAGGAGUUUGCCGGUUCAGAAAGAACAUUUGGAGGGUAAAUCAUCAAAUUUCCCCAACAUUUUGGCUGGACCAAGGACUCCAAGUAACACGUCAAUGGUCUCCUCAUCACCCACAAGUCUCCCUGCAUCGCUGACACCGCCAGAUUCACCGAGAACUAAAGAAGUCCCACGUCACGGCGCCAUCAAAUUUGACACUGCAAUGCUGCCGCUGGAAACACCGCCGCCAAUCCCGAGGGCGGUUACACCAUUUCCGUUCGACAUUGUCGACGAGAAUGCCAAAGGUUAGAUGAUUGGAAAUCUAAAAGCUGGGGAUUCUUUGUAACGAACUUUUGAACAAGCUCCGCGAAUAUUGACUAAAAGUUUCAAUUUUUUUAGUUUAUAUAGGACUAACAGGGGAAGUACUCCAAGUGCGACGCUCAGAUUUUCUUUAAAUUUUGCAUACCCGGCAGGAAAAUGAAGAGAGAAUUGCCCCAAAACCUUUGUUUUCUACUUUCAGCCUCCUCAACCUCCGGAAAAAACCUCCAUCAGCCAAAGCUCCCAGAGAAAGCAACAGCCGGAUUCAAUGAAAAUGUUGGCCCUGUGAUCUCUCUAAGACUACGGAAGACCUCCAGAUCGAAGAGAACUCAAGCAAAAUCAACAGUGGAUCCCACCAGACUUGACAUGAAAGAUUUUGUGGAUUCACAUGUCGAAAAGAAUGAAGAAAAACCUGCGUCCAAGGAGAUAGAAACAGUGAAACUUCAGAGUCAUCGAGAUGCCAAGGAGAAUCUGGAGAGUCCGUUGAAAGGUAAGAAGGCAAAGCAAUUGUAUCGACAUUACUAUUCGUUGUUUAGAAGAUGCCAAAAACUCCCCGAAAUUGGACUUGAACAAUCUGAUCACCGAAUUGAUGAACUCAGUCACCCAAGAUGAAAAGGGGAAUAUGGUAGUAGAGGAUCGGUUGAAGGACCCCGGAAUUAUCGAGCAGAUAAUCGUCAGGGCUAUGUAAGUUCCGUUUGAUUUUUUGCAAUUUUUGGCAAAAAAUUGACUUCGAUGAAAAAGUUAUUAAAGGAAAAAUUUUCAAAAGUAUUUAAAUUUUUUCGAUAUUUGGCAAAUUCUGCAAAGUGCGAUCUAUUUAUAAUAAAAAUUUGACAUUUAUUUAUUUUCGAAAAUUGCACUCUUAGUUUUUCAAGGCGUAAUCAUCGGUGUUUUAGAGAAUCCUUUAAGAAGCUCCCUUCGAUGCUCCGUCUACAUGCUCCGCUGUACAUUGUUGGCGACAUCCAUGGCCAAUUUACGGAUCUGCUGAGAAUUUUUGCUCUUUGCGGACAGCCGACGAAAACCGUAAGCUUAGUCGAAUCCGCUUUUUAGACUGCCUUUUUGACAUUUGUAAUGAUUUUUUUUCAGGUUUAUCUAUUUCUCGGUGACUACGUUGAUCGAGGUCCUCAUAGUCUCGAAGUGAUCUGUCUCUUGCUUCUACUCCGGAUACGAUAUCCAUGGAAUAUCCAUAUGCUCCGAGGGAACCAUGAAUGCAGUGCGGUCAACCGGACGUACGGGUUCUCGGAUGAAUGCGAAAGCAGAUUUCAACACAUUCCAGUGACAACUACCGUAUGGGGAGUCAAGGCGGUAAGAUGCGGGGACAUUUACUGGGAGAUAGAAUAUUAUUGUUAUAACAAUGGGAAACUCAUGAUCACAGUUUUUUUCCACCAAUUUUUUUUUUAUUUUUAUGUGGACUGAUUUUUGCCAUUGAUACAAAAAACGAGUAGUCAUGAUUUUGGUCUUGAGUUUUCAGUUUAAAAAUCCCAAUUCAGACUGACAUGAAAGGCACUCAAGUUUGGUAUCGUUUCCAAGACGUCUUCAAUUGGCUCCCGUUCUGCGCUCUAAUCAAUGAGAGAAUACUGUGCAUGCAUGGCGGAUUAUCUCCCAAUCUUGAAAGACUUGAGCAGCUGGAGGCCCUGAAACGGCCGAUCGACCCGUGCGAAGCUGGCUUACCAAUCGAUUUGUUGUGGCAAGUGUUUUAGAAAAAUUAUUUUUUUAAACUUUUGGUUGCGAAUUACAUUUGUCUCUCAACUUAUGUCCUAAAUUUUGUUUUUUUUCAGGGCGGAUCCGGAUAUAAAAUUGCCCUGCGGCGAGGAGGAUCCACAGUACGGCCCAUCGAACCGAGGUAUCUCCAGUCACUUCAAUGUGAGGGCCGUAAUGGAAGCUUGUCGAAACUUGGGUCUGGAUAUGAUUGUAAGGGCGCAUCAAGUUGUUCAGGUAAGAGAUUACAGCCAUUUGAGACCUUUUGUCAAUUUUAAUUUUUUUAAAAUUCACAAAAAGUGGCUUCUUCACGCAAUGUCACUAUUGAUUUUUUCUUGAAAUUGAAUAUCAGAAUAUACACGCCCUCAUAUAUUACCUCAUGUCUUCUGUGUUUUAGGAUGGAUACGAAUUUUUUGCCCAGCGACAUCUGGUGACCCUGUUUUCGGCUCCAAAUUACUGUGGCCAAUACAACAACGCCGGAGCGAUAAUGUCGGUCAACGCUGACUUGAUGAUUACUUUUAAGGUAUGUUUUUGGGGGCUUCCAGUAGUUUGUCGUAUUUUAGCAACUAAAACCAGUCAGUGGAACGCCUUGCAGGAAGAAAGUCAAAUCUACGGAGAUCAACUUUGAUGACAUUGAUUUGGACGCACUUUGCUCAGAAGAUGAGAAAAAGGAGUAA
Messenger RNA from Bursaphelenchus xylophilus (pine wood nematode), 2788 nucleotides. NCBI's taxonomy places the organism in Eukaryota, Metazoa, Nematoda, Chromadorea, Rhabditida, Aphelenchoididae. The record is from the annotation of a GenBank genome assembly.